Molecule: messenger RNA, 1659 nt
Organism: Trametes versicolor FP-101664 SS1
Lineage: Eukaryota; Fungi; Basidiomycota; Agaricomycetes; Polyporales; Polyporaceae
Exons: 7
Coding region: 1-1587 (528 amino acids)
Biological process (GO): tRNA wobble position uridine thiolation
Cellular component (GO): cytosol
Molecular function (GO): tRNA binding; sulfurtransferase activity
Source: RefSeq, a predicted model, not a curated record
AUGUCUUGCGGAGACCCCGCCGCCGAUGCGGACGCGUUGAUGCAACGCCGAAAGAAGUAUGAUAAGACGAAGAUUUGCGUAAAGUGCAAGAUAGCCCAAGGGAACCUCGUCAUCAGACACGCCGUCUAUUGCAAAGAGUGCUUCAUCUCUCUCAUAGUGCACAGGUUCCGCCGAGCACUCGAGCCGGCGGUGAACCCCAAGCCGGACGGUCCACGGCGAACAGCUUUGAAGCCUACAGGCAACCUGCUCGUCGGCUUCUCCGGAGGGCUCGGUUCCUCGGUACUUCUGGAGCUGGUGCAUAGAUGCUAUGUUGCUCUGGACAAGACGACUAUGCCCGCGGAUGGAGGAAGCCAUCACCCUCGGCACGAGCGGGUAUGGAAGAAGGUCACUGUAUGCUAUGUUGAGGUGUGCGACGCCUUUCCCGGAAUGAAAGACAGGUCAGACGAGAUCGCGCAGUCUGUGGCCCGUUACGACGACCUUGAAUUCGUUUCCCUUCGAAUACAAGACGCCUUCGAUCCUUCGUGGUGGGAGAGGACAGGGGGAAAGCCAUAUCCCCCAGAGCUCGGUGUUACUCUUGGAGAUGAAGCACUCCUCCUUGGGUCUCUCUCGUCCGCUUCACCAGAUCCUCUUACUUCCCUCCGCGCUUACCUCACCUCGCUCCCGACACCCACCGCCAUAACCUCCACCAUCCAGACCCUUACGCGCCUGCUACUGCUUCACUCUGCCCUCCAAACCAACUCCUCGCACCUCGUGCUUGGCACCUCCCUCACCUCCCUCGCCGUCUCGCUCAUCUCCGGGGUCGCCCAAGGCGCCGGGUUCAACAUCCGCGAGGAAACGCAGGAAGAUUGGACACCCGACACCGUCCCUACUGCAGACCCUACACACCCUCGACCGACGCGCAAGGAGAAGGGAAAGAAGGCAACACAGGUUCCGGGAAAGAGAGCAGUGCGCAUCGUGCGUCCGCUCAGGGACAUCGGGAUGAAAGAGUGCGCGGCGUGGGCAUGGUGGGCGGGCGUACCCAUCGUGGGUAAGGAGAAGUGGGGCUGGGCUGGUGCGAAGCCCGGGAUCGGCACUCUUACCAAAGCGUUCAUCGUCGGCCUUGAGAAAGACUAUCCGUCGACGGUGUCCACCAUCGUCCGCACAUGUGGCAAGCUCGCGCCUAAGGGCGAAGUCUCUGGGGCCUGCAUCCUCUGCGGCAGACCUGCACAGCGCGGUGUGCAGGAGUGGAAGGCCCGAAUCUCCAUUCGCUCGCGCCCACCACCGCCCUCCGACGGCUCGCCAGACGCCCCUGCAGGACCGCAGGCAGACGUCGAAGCGGAUGCGCUUCUGCCGUCGCUCACGCCUUACCUAUGUUAUGCCUGCCAUACAACGCUCACGAGCAGGAGUGCACGCCCGGUCCCUUCACCUUGGGCGGCCGUUGCCCCCUCGCCUGUCGCGCCCCUGCCGGUCUGGGCCGAGGCGCGGUUGUCUUCGGCGGCAGGAGGGGACGAGGAGAUAGCGCAUGCUCAUGAGGAGGUCAUGCAGACGAGGCGCGUAGGGCAGGACGAGAUGAAGGACAUUGUGCAGGAGUUUCUCCUAGACGACUGAAUGUUUCUCGUGUCUGUACAGGUAUCGCGGUGAAGUACCGUAAAUGUAUCCUUAGCUAGCAAUGCAUCCCUC